This is a messenger RNA of Dioscorea cayenensis subsp. rotundata (Guinea yam), 2470 nucleotides long. Its product is annotated as polyadenylate-binding protein-interacting protein 3-like. The record is from RefSeq and is a predicted model, not a curated record. The transcript is spliced from 16 exons. Gene Ontology annotation, biological process: cytoplasmic stress granule assembly. Gene Ontology annotation, cellular component: cytoplasmic stress granule. NCBI's taxonomy places the organism in Eukaryota, Viridiplantae, Streptophyta, Magnoliopsida, Dioscoreales, Dioscoreaceae. Bases 288 to 2123 code for a protein of 611 amino acids. Gene Ontology annotation, molecular function: RNA binding.
ACCCUCUCUCAGACUCUUCUCUCUCUGUCUUAACCUCGCCUGGCUUCUCUUGCUCCUCUCUUUCCACUUUGCAAACCCUAGAAUCUCCGAUCCGUUCUACGGCGAUCCCAAUACCCUCCCCUUUGUCUCGAUCGCUGAUUAUUUCACUGCGUUACAGGAAUUUGAUCUGUUCAAUUGAUGCUCAUUUUGGAAGCGCUAGAUGAUCUUGGGUUUUGAUUUGCAUUGCUUCAGGUCGUGGUGAUCUCUGACGAAGGCUGAGGGGUUGCGCUCUUCGUUAUCUGCUGGAAAUGAACCCUCAACAAUGUGCACUGCCCAGAUCUUCAACCAAUGGGAUUGGACGCCGGAGAGAAAUGAACCUUAGGGUAGAGAAUAAGAUGCAUGGGAAGUCAGCAUCCAGCAGUUUUGGCCUUGCGAAUGGAGACAAAGGGGUUAGCUUUGCAAGCCCUUCUCAUGAUCGACUUAUAUUUGUCAUGACAUGUCUCAUUGGUCAGACUGUAGAAGUGCAUCUCAGAAAUGGAUCUAUAAUUUCUGGAAUUUUUUACACCUCUGAUACUGAAAAAGAUUUUGGAAUUAUUCUGAAGAUGGCUCGAGUCAUUAAGGAUGGGUCAAGCAAAGGACAGAAGCCUUUUCCUGAUAUUGUUAAAAAGCCUCAUACUAUGAUAAUACCUGCAAGAGAACUUGUUCAAGUUCUAGCAAAGGAUGUGCCACUAAGUGUCGAUGCAUUCGCCAAUGGCAAUGCACAUGAUAAGCUUCAAGACCUCAUGAUAGAUUCUGCCAUAUCACAAUCUCAUCAUGUUGAAGUAGGGAGGGAACUGAAGCCCUGGACUCCUGAUAAAGAUGAUCCAGAAUGUCCGGAACUAGAUGACAUAUUUGAUGGAACUUGGAACAGGAACUGGAAUCAGUUUGAGACAAAUGAAGCUUUGUUUGGGGUGAAGAGCACCUUUGAUGAGGAGCUGUACACAACAAAGCUUGAAAGAGGUCCCCAAAUGAGGCAGCUUGAAAAGGAAGCUAUAAGAAUUGCUAGAGAAAUCCAGGAAGAGGAUACCAAGGACCUUCAUUUGGCUGAGGAAAGAGGCAUCCACUUCCAUGGAGAUCACGACCUUGAUGAGGAGAUAAGAUUUUCUGCGGUAAGAAGGGAUAUUGAUAGCCGCAAGUUUGCGGAAAGUGAGAAUGCAAAAUUAGAUACCUACAAUCCCAAUAAAACGCUUAAGUCUGCUAUUGGCCGAUCAUAUUCUGAUAUUGCGAGAAGGGGCAUAAUUGAUGAAGCCCGGGCAUUAUCUACUUGUUCUUCAGUGGAUGAAGAGACUGGUUCCCAAAUCCCUGCCGAUAGGGUUUUAAAUCCUUCAGGUUCUGGUGAUCAUCUGAACGAUUGUAUUGCAAGGAACUCCCAAAGUAUGGAUGAUGGCAGGUUGGAUGAGGUGCAGGCCAGUGAUCAAGAUAAAGAGAAGGGUUCUGCAAACAGAUGUGCAGAGAGAAUCUCACAUGAGGAGGCACAAACUGUGUCAUUUAAUGAUGGACAAUCAUUGAGCAUUGUUGAGGACUUGUCUGCUAAUGCUGCUGCAUCUGCUCCUGGUCAAGAGAAUGAACACUCCUCUUCUGAACGUUUAGAUUCUGGCAAAAAAUCUGAUGCUUCUGAACCUGUAAAUCUGUCUCUACAACCUGCUGGCUCGACUUCGUCCACCUCUGAACAUCCUGGUGCUGGAUUAGUUUCCAGUCGCCCAGGUUUAUCACCAAGCUCUUCAAUGGGAUCAUUGUCUUCAGAAAAAUCAACUUUGAAUCCACAUGCGAAGGAGUUUAAAUUAAAUCCAAAUGCUAAGAGUUUCACUCCAUCAUCUUCUUUUAGACCACAAGUGCCAGCUUCUGAAGGGUCCUUCUAUUAUGCAAAUAAUGUUUCUGCUGUUCCACAUUUACACAGUUUACCUGUUGGUGUUGGGAUGGGACCAUCAUUUGUGGGCCCUCAGCCUAUCGUAUACAAUGCACAGGCUACACAAAUGCAAUCUCAGCCAUUUAUUCAUCCUAAUGGCCCUUUGUAUGGGCAGCAGAUGGUUCUGGGGCAACCUCGGCCUGUUAUGUACAUGCCAGCAUAUCCACCAGAAAUGACAUACAAAGGAAGAAAUUUUUAGCACAAAAACAAGUGCCAUACUUUGUAUUUUGGGUGGUGGAUGGCCGUCUGCUGACGAGUUGCUACUCCGGAGCAUAUUAAUAGUUUGUGAGCACUAGAGGCAUGCAUGAGACAUAAACUUACAGAACGGCUUUUGGAUGAUGAUGUGGUCAUGGAAUCUGCUGGUUUCAAUAACAAGAAUUGCAUGGGGAAACUGGAUACAGUCUAAUUUACUGUAGCCCAAGUGUAAAUUAAUGGAUGUGACUUGAAUUUUUAUGACCUUAACAACUGAAAGUUCUGAUAUUCUCAAUCAUUUGUUCUCUUUUGAUAUCAUGAUUUAAUCCAGAACAAACAUUAUUGAAGGCUCAA